Molecule: messenger RNA, 1158 nt
Organism: Trichomonas vaginalis G3
Lineage: Eukaryota; Parabasalia; Trichomonadida; Trichomonadidae
Product: STKc MST3 like domain-containing protein
Exons: 1
Coding region: 1-1158 (385 amino acids)
Biological process (GO): protein phosphorylation
Molecular function (GO): ATP binding; protein kinase activity
Source: RefSeq, a predicted model, not a curated record
AUGUCUGGAAUCCCUUCGGGCUUUACUGCUGGAGAUUUCCAACAAUGUGAAAUUAUAGGGCGUGGAAGCUUUGGAAUUGUUUUCAAGGCAAUUUAUAAGAAAACAGGACAGACAGUCGCGAUCAAAGAGAUUGAUCUCGAAAAAACAAGCGAUGAACUUACAGAAAUUCAGAGAGAAAUCGAUAUGUUGAGAGUUUGCAAGAGCGAAUAUGUAGUAAGUUGCGAAGGAAGUACUUUAGUUGAUUCAAAAUUAUGGAUAGUAAUGGAGUAUAUGGGAGGUGGAUCAAUACGCGACCUAAUACAAAUUAGAAAGAUGCCAGAAAACACAAUAGCAAUCGUUUUAAAGCAAAUUUUACUCGCAUUAAACUUUUUACAUAAAGGCCGCAAAAUUCAUCGCGAUAUCAAGGCAGCAAACAUACUCCUUUCGAAUGAUGGUGAUAUAAAACUUGCAGAUUUUGGAGUCGCAUCAAGCCUUGAAGCCAGAACUAAAGCUUACACUUUUGUAGGGACGCCUUUCUGGAUGGCGCCAGAAAUUAUUGCAGAAGAAGGCUACAAUGAGAAAUGCGAUAUUUGGAGCUUAGGAAUUACCGCUAUCGAAGUUGCAACUGGAAUGCCGCCUUAUCAUGAAUUAUAUCCACAGAGAGUUUUAAUGCUUAUACCACAGAAUCCUCCGCCAACACUACAGGGCGAUUUUAGUCCUCAAUUCAAAGAUUUUGUUUCGAAAUGUUUAGUUAAAGAUCCAACAAAACGACCUUCAGCCGCAGAACUCUUAACUCACCCAUUUAUAAAGAGUGCUAAGAAAAAGGACAUACUUAUUCAAUAUAUUGAGAACGUAAGACCAUUUAGAAUGGCUGUUGAACCAGAUUCUGAAGAAGAUGAAGAAGAAAACGCUUCAGUUGUUGAUGAUAAGACAGAAUGGAAAUUUAGUAAGGUUUCAUUAGCUUCACCUAAUGGAAUUCAAAGUUCAAAUGUAUAUUUGGAUAUCCUUGAAAGCGCUCUUUUCUCAUUGAGUCAGGAUAAGAAAUAUGAAUCUGUUAUGAGCUCUGUAAUGAUGAUCGGAGGGAUUUUUGUUGAUAGCACCGCUAAAAAUCCUCAAUUUUGCGAAAAUUUUGUAAAAUCAGUAGUUUCUGAAUCCAUGAAAGCUCAAAAUGUUAAUUAG